Molecule: messenger RNA, 1265 nt
Organism: Triplophysa dalaica
Lineage: Eukaryota; Metazoa; Chordata; Actinopteri; Cypriniformes; Nemacheilidae
Gene: traf3ip2l
Product: TRAF3 interacting protein 2-like
Exons: 8
Coding region: 1-948 (315 amino acids)
Biological process (GO): humoral immune response; positive regulation of canonical NF-kappaB signal transduction
Source: RefSeq, a predicted model, not a curated record
AUGUGUAUGAGCACCCUGGAGCCACACGACAGGGAUCAGACCCGCUUAAGUUCACUGGGAAGCAGUUCAAUGGAAUGCCCCAGUGGCAACCCUUCUUCCUGCUUGGUUUCUGGAAAUUACUGCAGCUACCCUGGUGAUUCCUGUUACUCCUGCUCUCCAGACGGGCACAGUCAGGUAGAUUUGAGUCUGGAGCAGCCUCAUUCGCUGCGCUCUAUCCCAAAUGCUUUUACACCUCAUGGCUACUACAUGCCCCCGCACGCCUGCCCCUCCCACAGACCACCCUGCUGUAGAGGGUACCCUCCGGAUGCCAGUCAUAUGGAUCAGGGUUCUCAUCACAGACAGCAUUAUCACACGCCCAGUUGGCCUUCAAGGAGAUGGCCACACCUCUUCGCAUCCUCGACUAAACUAAACCCAAGCACAGCCCCUCUGUCAUUGGAGCAAAGGAAGGUGUUUGUUACUUAUGAAGCAGAUAGUGAACAGCACGUCAAAGAGAUCAUCAACUUUGUGGCGCUGCUGAGGCACAAUGGCUUCUAUACUCACAUUGACAUGUUCGAGCAGCAGUUUAAAAGCAUAAGCAAGAUUGACUUCAUGGAGCGAUACAUAAAUGAGAAAGACUAUCUGAUCAUCAUAGUCAUUUCUCCGAAGUACCAUGAGAUUGUAACCAGUGCAUCAUUUUACAUGGAAAAUGAUGAGACACUCAACACUGUCUACAUCCACAAACAGCUACAAAAUGAAUUCAUUCAGAAUGGGGCCAGGAAUUACAGAUUUAUCCCUAUCGUGUUUCCUGGUGCCAAGAAGUGCCACGUCCCUUCAUGGCUUCUAAGUACACAAAUCUUCACCUGGCCCAGGGACCGAGAUGACAUAAUUCGUAGGCUUAUGCGUGUAGAGAAAUAUAAACCUCCACCCAUCGGAGAACUACCCACCAUUGUCUCUGUCCCUAUAAACUGAGAUCCCAAUAUUGUGCUUUGAGAGGGUUCUGUAAAUGUGUGAUCUAAUGUAAUCAAUAAAAAUGCCUGUGAUCUAUUUUAAUAGUAUUCAAAGACUAUUUACCCAUCUGAAUCUAAAACCCUCAUUGUUUUUUAUCUUUAUGAAUCGGUAUGGGUAUCAUUGUAGAAUCAGAGCUAAUAUCUGUAGCGAUUGCAAAUUGAUCAAUUAAACAUUGGUUGAAUGAUUAUUGCUGUUGUUUUGUUUGCAUAUGUUUUUGUUUGUUUGUUUUAUUUUAUUCUUAGGUUUGCAUUUGACUAAAUAAAAUGUUCUUUAACAUA